This is a messenger RNA of Suillus discolor, 471 nucleotides long. RefSeq lists its product as uncharacterized. NCBI's taxonomy places the organism in Eukaryota, Fungi, Basidiomycota, Agaricomycetes, Boletales, Suillaceae. Bases 1 to 471 code for a protein of 156 amino acids. The record is from RefSeq and is a predicted model, not a curated record. The transcript has 4 exons.
AUGUCGGCUUGGAAGAAUGAAAAGGGAGAGGUGCUGUUUGGGAUGCAUGAUGAUAACGAGGCCUUAGGAAAUGGGGACAGCUUCAUGAAGAUGAAGGACUGGGAGGACAUUGAGCCAGUGUGGCAGGAGUAUGCGCAGGAACAGUUCGCUUUCGAACUCGAAAUGGACGGGGAGGGUAUGCCACUCCUUCUGGACAUCACGGACACGAAACUUGAGGAGAAGAAGGCCAUAGUGAGGGCCUUUCUUACAUCGCACUAUCGGAUAUGUUCCGGGAAGGACAAGGCGGUUGUGCCAUGGAGUGCCAUUGUACAAAGUCAGGAUGACUUCGUGGCCCGGACGUAUCUUCCGGCGGAUGUUGACUUGAAGGAGCCUUUGAAGCUGCAAAAUUGGGACACGACUGCUGUUACGGUAUAUUCAUUCUCUUCGCUUCUCUUUCGAUACUGGACAAUGGUACAUGCAUACGGCCCUUAA